UACUGACUACUUGUUAUGUCUUCUCCUCCUCAGUGCUCUGCAGAAUGUGGUGAUGGGAUCCGCACACGUUCAGUGGUUUGUAUGACCAAUCAUGUCAGCAGUUUGCCUCUGGAAGGCUGUGGCAAUAACAGACCCUCUGAAACAACUCCCUGUAAUAAUGGGCCCUGUGCUGGUAAAGUGGAGUGGUUUGCUGGGAGCUGGUCACAGUGCUCUACUGAAUGUGGUGGUGGAACUCAACAGAGGGAAAUCAUUUGUGUCAGGAAAACUGAGGGCAAUUUUGAUGUUUUGAACCCCUAUGAAUGCUCAUAUUUGGAAAGACCUCCCAGCCAGCAAUCCUGCUACCUCAAACCCUGUGGAUCUAAAUGGUUUCAUACAGAAUGGAGCACAUGUUCCAAGUCCUGUGAAGGAGGAUUUAGAGUUCGAGAGGUACGAUGUCUAUCAGAUGACAUGACAACCAGUACUCAUUGUGAUCCACAACUUAAACCUGAAGAAAAAGAGCCAUGUAACACACAGGACUGUAUCCCUGAAAUAGAUGAGAACUGCAAAGAUAAAUACUACAAUUGCAAUGUGGUGGUUCAGGCCCGGCUUUGUGUCUACACCUAUUACAAAACAGCCUGUUGUGCAUCCUGUACACGUGUGGCAAAUAGACAAUCUGGGUUUCUAGGACACAGAUAACAAAUGCUCUUCUACUCAAAUCAGCAAUGUCGGUCUUCAGAUGAAGCUUGAACAGUGUUACUAUUUUGACUAGAGCAGGUUUUAGCUUCUUAAAGAGGUGGUUUUUAUACUGCUGAGUACGUCAAGACACCACAUCCUUUCAAUUACAUUUAUUGUGCAGUUUUAUCUUUCUAAAAAAACCAUGAUCUUUUUAAAGCAUUAAUUUGUAUUGAUACUAUUCUUUGCACCUCGUCAUUGAAUAACUAUUUAAAGAACAUACCAGCCUUACUAUUAUGAAAUUAAUGUUUAAAAAAAAAAUCAGAGCUAGGCAAUUACUGCAGAUGUUUAACCAGUAUGGGUGUGACUGCCAUGUUAUUUUCUGAGUGCUUAUUCUUACUUGGGUGUUUUGAACGGCCUUAAAGUAGUAGAUCAAAUCAAUGAAACGUGCACGUGAGAAGAAUUACUUUACCAAGAACCCACCCCUGGGAGACCCAUUCAUAUUCAGUUUUUUAGCACUCAAAUGUAUAUUUUUAAUUACUUCAGUCCAUUCAUAAUAGUAAUGGUUAUAUCUUUCACUUAUACUUUUAUCUAACUUCCUGUCCUCAGGUGGCAAAUAUAUACACGUUUGACUGCCAAAAAGUGCCUUUAUAUUUAAUUCAUAAACCCUUAGAAUUAUACUUUCCUAAUUUUGUAUAUAUUUUAAAAUGUUACCUACCAGAGUGCCUCUAGCCCAUUAAAUCUUUACCAGCUGCAGCCAUCAGUGGGAUUUACCAGAAAGGCAAGGAGCCCUUGCUGGUGUUUAAAAAAAAAUAUUUCUAUUGGCAAGGUCUCUUUCCCUUAGGGCAGUUUUGCAAUGAUCUGAUACCUUGCCUAAUAUCUCGUCUCUGCACUAUUGCUUAACUAGUAUCAUGCAAAAAUACCAUGCUUAGAUGUUGUCUGCAUAUCAGAGCCUUCCGAAGCAACCACCAACAGAUGUACACUUCUGUGCUUUAUAGUAGUCUGCUACUCUUGGUAUCAGUAGGCUCGGUAAGUGUGGUAGCUGAGUAUUUGUAAUAAGAAGAUCUCAACUAUUGGUGUUUUUUCAGGUUUUGAUCAGUUAUUACAACAUACUUGUCUUUUUUAGUCAAUGUUUCAUUCAUCAGGUCUGUUCAUACCACUCUCUUUAUACUACUCAAGAAUGGCUCUGCUUGCAUGCUGAGCAUCUGUUAGUAGAGUUUAACAUGCAUUGAAGUUGAGAUAAGCAAUGAGACUAUGAUUCAGUGAAUUUAUGUGAUGAUUUUUCAUUUCUGUAAUGACUGUUCUCAGCCUUGUGAUUUGGUAAAGGUAAGUAGAAUGUGCUGUGCAAUGCAAAUGAAAAUUUUUGCAUUGUCUGCACAUUCUCUAGCUUUUACCUCUGAGAUCAUUCAAAUGUGUAAGUAAGGCUGAGGGGAGAAAUUGACAUUUCUGCUCAUUCAACUAGUUACUGCUUUCAAAAUAGUGAUAUCCAGCUGCACAUCUAUUUUAAGGUACCUGCGGCCUGAAUUGAAAAACAGUUUUAAUAUGUGAUAAGCCUCUCCCAGUGAUGUGAUUGUACAGUGAUUAAGGGGUCCUGCUACUGAUUAAGAGGCAUAUUUGAACCUCAUUUAGGAUUUGUAUCAGAGCCCAUCCUAGAUGAUCCACCUGUAAAUAUGCAUCUGUUUUUAUUUUCUUCUUAUCAUUUGGGAAGAGAUGAUGUGGAAGAAUGGGCACUGGGAGGCAAAGGUUACUGCUGUGCUAUUCGUCGCACCACUUCAUGUGCUGGAAACUGAGCACAGGAAGGUAGAAUUCCUCUUGUCUAAAAGCUGCAUUGGACUGAGACAAACCAUAGAUAUUUUGAUUCAGUCACUUAUGAAGAAUGUAUUUCAGCCACAAUGAAGUAUUAAGAAGUGUUUCCCCUGAACUUUGAAGUUACUGUUUGUGAUUAUGAACCAUUAAUGUCAUUGGGUGUUUUUGUAUGCCAUGUCUUGGGCUUUUUCACUAUAAUUAGUUGACAUAAAGCCUCUAGAAACAGGUGUGCUAAUUAGAAAACUUUUAAUAUGAUCUCACAAAGCUUUUGCAGUUCUGUUUCCUUGUAUAUGAAAAUCUAUCCAUGAGGAUAACUUAAAGAUUUGUGAUCAUAUUAUAUUCAUUAGAUUCUUGACCAAAGACUGAAAUGGAGAAAGUGCUGUUCUAGAAUCCAGUAUUUAUAAAUAUAGGUUUUCAUCUCAGUAUUUCAUUGCAGCAGAUCUUGACAUACAGUAUAUAAUUUUUGCCGUUAUCUCUUUUGUGUCAAGGAAGUGUAUUCUAUCAGCUUGAAGAAAAUAUUUGUUCCAUAAAAAGAAUUAUUGAAAAUCACAAUGAGAAUGAAAUAUGUGGAAGUAAUCAGGUUUGCAAAGAAUUCAUAGACAAUAAUCUCCUUGCACAUACUCUUGGCUGUGAGAAGGCAAGUCAGGAAGCAAGCAGGUGAUCCUGGUCUUUCAUAAAAUCUGUUGUUAUGCCCUGGAAUAUAUGACCAUUGGGUUAUUUUACAAGGAUUAUCAUCGUGUAGGCAUCAUUAAGCUGUCACUAAAGUAAACAAUGAAUGGGAGCUAAAUAUCAAGGAAUAUAUAUGUAGUGAUAUAAUCCUGUAUUACUCCUAAGUUGUAGAGCUUUGUGAAUUGAAUGCAGUGAAUUAUGUUAGUACAAAUUAGACAUGAGUGGGUUUUUGUUUUGUUUUUUUUUUAGUUUAAAGGACAGAUUUCAGGUGUACCAGUUAAAAAAGAUUGCAUCUCCUAAUUGAACGUCCAGUGAUAUGGAAACUGCUAAAAUCUUGCUUAACUUGAUCAUCUAUCAUCUCUUCUCAUGUUUCAGUAUAAUCAAAAUACUUGAUCCUGAAAUACAAACUAUCAAACUCUUCUUUCAGCAGUUUUAUGUAGGUAAUAUUAGUUCUACAUCAAACAAGUGCUAUGCUUAUAUUCCACUGUCACACAAAGUGCAUUUUUGAAAUUGUGACUAUAGCAUUUGCUCUAAUAGAGCAGUGUACUGUCUUAGGAUGAUGCCCACAGGGGCUUGAUGUUACUUUCAUGAUUUAACUGUAAAUGACAGUUGACCUUCAUGGAUGCAGUUAGAUCAAGUUUAAAACAAAUAUAAGUAAAAAUUGAUUCAGGCUUCUGUGAUUGUUUAUAUUUCCUUUUACUGGUAUUUUAAAAUCAAUCCAAAUCCCUCAGGAAAAAAAUUGAAAAAUUGCUUCCUUACCUUACAGAUUUUUACUUUAUACAAUCCAGGAAGACCAGAGUAAGUAUGAGGUUUUUGAUUAGUAUAGAGUUUAAUCAGUAUAACUGUUUGUAAGGAAAAAAAAAGGCAUACUGCUUUCAUUUCUUCCAGACAUGCAGCUGGACAGAAUCAGCUUCAUGUAGAGCAGGUUCUAUGUCUCAAGCACUCUCUUCCUAGAAUUGAAGACUAUUUGUGUAGUUGUUUAUUGUUAUCAGGGGUCCAUCGCGGUUUGUUACUUUCUACUCAAUGCCAGGUCUAAGCAUGUGCAAGUGGAAUUGUUUGUGUAUAGCAGUGGCAUGCUACAUUUGACAAUGCUUACUAGCAGGGUUGAGUUUAUGGGGUUCUCCCUCUCACUAGCUGAGAAACUGAGAUGAUGUGUAGUGUGGAAGCGUGAGGUUUGCUCCUGUGGGAAUGACCCUGUGUCUGGCAUAGAGUCCUGAGAAGUGCAGCAUGAAAGAUGUGAGUGUUCUUGCAAGCCAACUACCCUUAAAGUCUUUUUGCUCUCUGACUUAGUGUAGGACUACCCCAGUAUCCCUGCACAGGGAACUAGUGUCUUCCUCAUUACAUACAUAAUCUUUUUUCGUCUUUUCCCCAAUGCUUGAGUGAAUCAGCAAAUUGAGAACUUUCUGUAUGAAUGAAGCAGUGCUUAACAUCAAUGUUAUCGGUUAGAUCUGACUUUUAUCAUAAUAUGAUGCAGUUCAGAGUUGUUUCAUUCUGUAAAGAAAAAGCAGAAUGUGUUGCAGAACAUGCUGAGUUAGUGACAUGUUAAUGCAAAGAGAGAUUCUAACAUGUUUGUUCACCUAGACUUGAUAAAAGUGGUCAGUGUAGCCCUGACUCUGGUAAGUACAUGAAAUUUAUAGAACAGAAGACUAUAUGGAGCAGCAAUAUUGGCAGAACAGAAAGUGCUGCUUGCUUUAUGUAUGUCUGAGUCCUACGUAGGAUGCUCUGAAAGUAAUGCCUCCUACUUAUUGUAAUGGAAACUACAACGGUUACAAAGAACAUAAUAACUAACUGAUAGAGCAUAUUAUCAGCUACAAAACACUCCUUUUCAGCAUAGUAACCAUCAUUAGCCAAUUCACGUGGAUGAGCUGAUGGAGAUGCUCUUUGUUUUGUGCUGUGACAGCUGUGCAUGGCCAUCCAGAAUAUGGCUUGUCUUUCAGGUCACUGUCACCGCCGCUGAAAAGUACCACCCACCACUAUGCUCAUGUCCACUGUUUGGUCUCCAUAAACAUUCAGCAAAUGUCUGUGAAUGUCAGUGGGUGCCAUUUUUUCUGCGUGGAGGAGUUCAGUUCCGCACCUUUGCUUCAUAUGCACUUCCAUGUCAGAUGACGCUUUGUCAGACUGCCCCUCUGCUGCCAUCUGUGGCACAGCACCAAAAUGUAAUGGAACAUUGAUAGGAACCUUCGCCCUUCACCCUCUGCUGCCAUUCCACCAACAUCCACCUCUGAUGUCGUGGGCCAAGAUUAUAAAAUAGGAGGCAUUACUUUUGGAGCAGCCAUGGUUGAAAGUGUCAGUGGUCAUCACAGAGGGACGAAGGAGGAGGUAGGUGCUGGAAGCAGCUCAUGGCUAAUAGAACUUCUGAAUAGCUAUGGAGAUUAUGCCUUCUUGAAGGAGAAUCUUGCCUUCACUCUUACUAACCUGUACAUCCAUAAGUAGUACAUUGUGCUCUCUGGAGCUUUCUUUUGUGUUUGAAACACAAAACAUGAAAUUCUGAACACAGAAAUAAGCAUAUAUUCCUAACAUCGCAUACAGAAUAUGUUUGUGGGAACUACGUUGUUUAGUAAAUGCAGUAACAUUGUAUGUUCUACAUCUGAAAUGAAAAAUCAACUAAUAAUCAUUUUCAGUACAUUUAGUAUAUCUUAAAGCAAAGUUAUCAGCAUUAUCUUAAUAGUGUGGGUGAAAUUCAGGCCUGGAGAAAGGAAGAAAACUUAACUUAAGAGCUCACACCAGACUGAACUUGGAUCUUUGCUUAUCAGCUUUUAGCAAUGAUAAGUUAAGAUUGCAACUUUCCAGUCUUCUGUAUCCCAACUCACUUUAAUGGAUUACAAAUCAAACUACCAGUAUAUUUGGAGAAGAGCAUAAUUUUGAGAAAUCAGUCACCUUGCAGUGACAGUCUUCCUUACUGCUUGGCCUGUUUUGUCUGCGUUGUGUUGGGAUCUUGCGAGACAUAGUCCUGCAGUGGUCUUGGCAGGGGUGGGUACAUGCAAGCUUGUGAAGCCCACACUUGGGCUGCACACAGAAGAUUGGGAGGCUCUGAAGCCUUCCUUACCUGCACGGAUCAGUAAACCUAACACUAUGAGGGACAAAAAAACAUAACAUUUUUAUAUAUAAAAAAAUUUAUUUCUACUUGACCCUGAUAAUUGAUUUUGGCAGAAGAAGGAUAUACUUUAUUAUAACUUAUUUUGUUGUUAUUUGUAAAUACAAGAUGUCUAUGGGAGAUUUGUAUUCUGAGCUGUGUGUAUGGAACCGGCUACUGCACCAAAAUGCUUCAAAUAUUUAGAAUAUGCAGAUGUUUAUUAAAAGGGACCUAAUAUGUAUUUAUUUACAUGUACUAUUCACCUUUUGUCCAGCUCUUUCAUUAUACUGACCCAGCUUCUAUGGAAUUUUAUAGCACAAGUAUUACAUAUGUAUUGUUGUAUAUAUGUCAUACUGUAAAUCGAUAAUAUAAUUUUCUAAACUUUCUGAUUAGCCCAUUCCUGGAGUGAAUUGAAGGGGAGGAUAGGCAGAUUGCUUUCUGACUCGUUCAGGAAUACGUAUCCGUGGCAAUGCACCUGAACCAGACCUGUACAGCAUCCAUUUCAUACUGUAUACAUUUUCUCUGAUGAAAAAGUGUUAACUAUUUUUGUUUAUGACUAAUUUAUUUUUUAUUAUUUGGAAAAAUAAAGUUAAUUCAAGACGAA
Molecule: messenger RNA, 6803 nt
Organism: Meleagris gallopavo (turkey)
Lineage: Eukaryota; Metazoa; Chordata; Aves; Galliformes; Phasianidae
Source: RefSeq, a predicted model, not a curated record